Molecule: messenger RNA, 1019 nt
Organism: Physeter macrocephalus (sperm whale)
Lineage: Eukaryota; Metazoa; Chordata; Mammalia; Artiodactyla; Physeteridae
Gene: SPEM1
Product: spermatid maturation 1
Exons: 3
Coding region: 60-986 (308 amino acids)
Biological process (GO): flagellated sperm motility; sperm individualization
Cellular component (GO): cytoplasm
Source: RefSeq, a predicted model, not a curated record
UGGUACUGUGGGCACGGUGGACUGGGGGCCUAGGGGCCCCGGUGGCCCUAGGGACCCCCAUGGCCACGGCUGAGUGUCCCCGGCCCGGGUGGGCCUCGUAUCACAGCCCCGGCACCAACAACUGCCAGGACCUGGGCAACUCCAUCCUGUUGCUGCUGGGUCUCGUCAUCUGCGUUAACAUUGGCAUCAAUAUGGUGACACUGCUCUGGUGCAGACUCCGUGGCUUCUUACACCAAGUGUUUCGUGUUAUUUGUGAGAAAGAAGCUUCUAAGUUAUGCUCACCUGGGAAGCAGACCCAGCCCCCAAAGCAGAGCUCCCCUGCAGUCCGCCUUCGGUGCACCAUGGACCCUGUGAAGAUGACCGUGUCCCCCCCACCCACUCGCCGCCGUCGCCGUGGAGGCUCUGCAGCACGCCGCGCCCACCGCCCCGUAGCCUGGGCCCCUGACGCUGACAGCGAUGACGAGAAGCCCCCACGUCAGCGCACAACAAUCUGCUCCCACAACUGGAAUUGCCCCAAGGACUGGGAAGGCUUUCAGUCCACCCAGAGGUUCUGGGCUCCCUGGGCCCAGGAUGCUGUGGAGCCACCUACCCAGACCAUCCGCUUCCGGCAAACUGCAGAGGGAAGGCCGCUCAAAAGAGAGAUGCAGUCGGAGCUGGGCCUAGAGGCCUACGUGUACCCUGUGAACCCCCCGCCCCACAGCCCUCAGGCCCUGAGCCGCAAGAACGGUGGAGGGGGGCCCCAGGCAGAACAGGAGAUGUGCUCGCCAGCGCAGCCACCCGUCCUGGGCCCGGCCCACGUCCCAGACAUCCCCCGGCGCCACUCCUCAGGGCGCGUAGCCUAUAAUGCCAGAGACGUGAGGCGGCGGCUGCGGGAGCUGACCAGGGAGGUGGAGACCCUGUCCCACUGUUACCCCCCGGUCUCCGGAUCCAGCACGGCUGAGGGGCCGGGAAAGGCCUGGGUAUACCGUUCCCUGACAGAGAGGUGACUGGGAGAAGAAUAAAAAGAAGAGCGGAGGUGG